AUGACAUCGAUAUCAUUUGGGGACAGAAAUCGUGGACUCCAGGUUGGGCAGAGCAGUGGCUCGAUCCACGCUGAAAUUCAUCUGCCUCCAGAGCGACUAGAAACUCCGCCGAACCCAUUAUCAACUGUCCCAUUCGCACGCGAUCCAGACUUCGUCUAUCGUAGGUCCCUGCUUCAGUCGAUUCACGAGAAAAUCUCGAUCCCAGGAUCGAGAAUAGCCCUAGUCGGCCUCGGCGGUGUCGGGAAAUCGCAACUUGCCAUCGAAUACUCGUAUCAGAUCCGAUCAGAGUCACCAGAGACAUGGGUUAUCUGGGUCCACGCAAGCAAUGAGGCCCGAUUCGAGCAAAGUUUCCGAGACAUCGCCGACCAGCUAAAGAUCCCUACUCGUCAAGAUCCUAAAUCCAACAUAUAUAAACUGGUCGAAAACUGGCUGCAGGAUGAGAACAAGGGAAAAUGGAUUUGUAUCCUUGAUAAUGCGGAUGAUGACAAGUUCCUUUGUUCGCCUCCGGCAGCUAGGAAAGGGUCUUUAAUGAAAGCGCCACCAAACGCCUCAACGAAACCUCUUUUAGAAUACGUUCCCAGAUGUCGGAAUGGAUCUAUAAUCAUCACAAGUCGAAGCAGAGAGGCUGCGCUCAGGAUGGUCAAGCAUAAGGACCUUAUUGACGUAAACCCGAUGGCAAGGUCUGAGGCACUAGAGCUUCUUCAGAAGACUCUUGAUCAACCCGAGGAAAGCCAAGAGAGCCAACAGUUAGUGGAAGAACUCGAGUUUAUGCCGCUUGCAAUAGCCCAGGCCGCAUGCUAUAUUCGAAAUCGGGCGCCUCGCUAUUCAGCCGGUCACCUUGACCGGGAUUGGGAAGCAAAGAACUCAAUUCUAGUGACUUGGCAAAUAUCAUUUAACUAUAUUCGCGACGAAAAGCCAUCUGCAGCGGAACUACUUUCUCUUAUGAGCUUUUUCGAUCGACAAGGCAUACCGGAGAGUGUUAUCCGCCAGCCACCGGCUAGCUGCACCUCAAGGACAGAACUCUUCGACAACUCUUGUGACGGGGAAACAUCUGAAUCCGACGGAGGUCUGGAAUUUGAAGAUGAUGUUACAACUUUACGGAAUUACUCAUUCAUAUCUAUUAGCGAGAAUGGGACUUCCUUUGCUAUGCAUCGACUAGUGCAACUGACUACGCGCGCAUGGCUGAAAUCUCAUGGAGAAACAGAACGGUGGAGGGAAACAUUUAUCGCUAAUGUGUACGGAGAGUUCCCUACGGGUCGAUAUGAAAAUUGGGGGAAGUGCCGGUCUCUCUAUCCUCACGUUCGGUCAGCGAUGUCUCAACGGCCAGAAUCACGAGAGUCUCUCUUGAGAUGGGCCACGCUACUUUAUAGAGGCGCAUGGUAUGCGUCAGAAAGCGGCCAUAUUGCGGAUGUAAGGGAAAUGGCAUCGAAAUCGCAAAAGCAUAGAGUCGAACUGCUAGGUGCGGAGGAUGACGAGGCCCUUGCGAGUACGGCGAUGUUGGCUGAAGCCUAUUCACUAGAAGGCCGAUGGGAGGAGGCGGAACAGCUCUUCGUGCAGGUCAUGGAGACUCGCAAGACGAAGCUCGGCGUGGACCAUCCCGACACGCUGACGAGUAUGGCCAACCUGGCAUCGACGUAUAGGAACCAGGGCCGAUGGGAUGAGGCUGAACAGCUCAACAUGCAGGUCAUGGAGACUCGCAAGAUGAAGCUCGGUGUGGACCAUCCCGACACGCUGACGAGUAUGGCCAACCUGGCAUCGACGUAUUGGAACCAGGGCCGAUGGGAGGAGGCUGAACAGCUCAACAUGCAGGUCAUAGAGGCAAGGAAGACGAAGCUCGGCGUGGACCAUCCCGACACGCUGACGAGUAUGGCCAACCUGGCAUCGACGUAUAGGAACCAGGGCCGAUGGGAUGAGGCGGAACAGCUCGACGUGCAGGUCAUGGAGACUCGCAAGACGAAGCUCGGUGUGGACCAUCCCGACACGCUGACGAGUAUGGCCAACCUGGCAUCGACGUAUUGGAACCAGGGCCGAUGGGAGGCGGUGGAACAGCUCGACGUGCAGGUCAUGGAGACUCGCAAGACGAAGCUCGGCGUGGACCAUCCUGACACGCUGACGAGUAUGGCCAACCUGGCAUCGACGUAUAGGAGCCAGGGCCGAUGGGAGGAGGCGGAACAGCUCUUCGUGCAGGUCAUGGAGACUCGCAAGAUGAAGCUCGGCGUGGACCAUCCUGACACGCUGACGAGUAUGGCCAACCUCGCUUCCACCUGGAAAUCCUUAGGGUAUAAUACCCAAGCUCUCGAGUUACUACGAGAUUGCCUGGCCAGGCAGCAGCAAAUACUUGGGAGCAAUCAUCACCAUACCAUAUCCGGUUCUCAAACCUUGCUGGAGUGGGAAACAGAGAUGUUGGAUAUUGGUAAUAAAUGA
Messenger RNA from Penicillium cosmopolitanum, 2424 nucleotides. RefSeq lists its product as uncharacterized. The record is from RefSeq and is a predicted model, not a curated record. Gene Ontology annotation, molecular function: protein binding. The transcript has 4 exons. Lineage: Eukaryota; Fungi; Ascomycota; Eurotiomycetes; Eurotiales; Aspergillaceae. Gene Ontology annotation, cellular component: kinesin complex. The coding region runs from base 1 to 2424 and encodes 807 amino acids.